AUGUCGAAUCGAUAUAUGAAUGUCAGAGCCCACCCCUCUCGCUUGACUACAUCUACAAGGGUCCCUCCCCCCACUCGGACUAUCGUGCGGAGGAGAUCUGUCUCCAUCAGCCCCUCUCGCUGGUCAAUGGAUGAGGAUCCGUUCGCCAAUCUGGGACCUGAAGUGAGGCUGGAUCGGAGUGGAAAGUACGUCGAAAUUGAUGAAGGAGAUGAGGAGGGUGAGAGCGAGAGUGAGAGUGAGAGUAGGGAGGAGGACGAAGAGGAUAAUGAGGACGAAGAAGAGAACGGGGAUGACGAGGAGGACGACGAGGAAGAACAGGACGAAUCCGAGGUGGAAGUCGAGGCUGUGGCGAAUGAGCAGGACGGAGAUAACAAUGAAAGCGAUUCCGUCACCAAUGAAAGCGACAUCGACUCUGAUAGCUCGUCUGAGCUGUCAGAAGGGGGAGACCUGAUCGAGUGGUUCGACGACGCCAUGUCCUACGGCACGGAAGAAGCCAGCGAACACCUCGAUAAGGUCCUUCGCAAAUGGAAGGCCGGGAAAUACACUACCGUCGAGAGCGACGUCCUCAUCUACGUGUUCAUUGACAAGUCGGCCGGCGAGGGACUCAAAGGACUCAAAGGGGGCGACAGGGUUGUCGCCAAAGCUCUACUCGACAUGGCCGAACGACAUGACUUUGUGGUAGGAUUCUCCCAGUUGGACUACUGCGUCCGUGGAGAAGCUGUCGACGAUGGUAUCAUGCCCCAUGCAUCCCAUGGGUGUCGGGCAUGUCAAUAUGAAUACGAGUGCGAUUGCGGAUCUGACUAUGAGGAGCAGGAACCGGACGUGGAGGAUAUCUCGAUGGGAGAGGUUUGGGAGCGGAGAUACCUCCUUCAGGGGGUUUAUGAUAAAGACGGGGAACGUCUGCCUGGGCUUCCCAACGGUGACGAUGUCUUCGACUUUGAUGAUGAGAAAGCGAUUGUUCAGGGGGAGGAUACUAUGAGGGAUAUAGCUCACGACGAGCCGGCGGACGAAACCGAAUACGAGAAGGGAUGCAAGAUGGAUUAUGUGGACGAUCCUGGUGAACUCGAACAAUGGUGGACACGCCGCGUUCUGGUCAUCUACCCCAAAUACGAAGAACCAAGGAUCAACUUGGAGCUUGAGGGUGGGCCUGCCGCCGCUCUUCAACGCCUCAAAAAGACGUCCUGGAACCCGCCCACCGAUGAAGACGUUACCACCGCAUACGAUAUCCUGACCGCGAUCGACCCCGAUAAACCCAAGUUACGCAUCCCAUUCCGCUUCCAAUCGCCACCCUCACUGGCCGAAGACUCUCUGGCACCCAAGGCAAUUUAUCUUGAAGUUCUGGACGCGGCGACGAAGUGGGAGGAUCUGGAGUUGUGGCUGAGUGCCGCCGAGCGAAUGAAGUUUGAUUAUUCGAUGCUUGGGAUGGAGAGGCUUAGAGAGGCCUUGGAGGCGUUCGAGUGGAAGGAGUUCAAGGCUAGCUUGGGAAAGGUUAUGAAAUCAGUCAAGGUGAAGGAGAGGGCAAAGGUUGUGAGGGAGGUCGUCGAGUUCAUUCCCAGCAGGAGUUCGGCGAGGCGGUGGGUUGAGGAGCAAACCCGGGGUGUGCGUCGUUGA
Messenger RNA from Coprinopsis cinerea okayama7#130, 1611 nucleotides. RefSeq lists its product as hypothetical. Lineage: Eukaryota; Fungi; Basidiomycota; Agaricomycetes; Agaricales; Psathyrellaceae. Bases 1 to 1611 code for a protein of 536 amino acids. The transcript is spliced from 6 exons. The record is from RefSeq and is a predicted model, not a curated record.